This is a messenger RNA of Pestalotiopsis fici W106-1, 1140 nucleotides long. Its product is annotated as pectin lyase A. Gene Ontology annotation, molecular function: pectate lyase activity. NCBI's taxonomy places the organism in Eukaryota, Fungi, Ascomycota, Sordariomycetes, Amphisphaeriales, Sporocadaceae. Bases 1 to 1140 code for a protein of 379 amino acids. The record is from RefSeq and is a predicted model, not a curated record. The transcript has 2 exons.
AUGAGAUUCGCGGGUUCGUUUGCUGCUGCAGCAGCGCUGCUAUCCAGCACCGUCUCGGCCGUGUCCGUCUCUGGUGCCGCCGAGGGUUUCGCCAAGGGUGUUACUGGUGGUGGCUCUGCAACUGCCGUCUACCCUUCCACUACGGCCGAGCUGGUCUCUUACCUCGGUGACGACACGGCCCGUGUCAUUGUCCUGACCAAGACCUUUGACUUUACCGGCACCGAGGGCACUACGACCUCGACUGGAUGUGCUCCCUGGGGAACUGCUUCCACCUGCCAGCUUGCCAUUAACCAGGACGACUGGUGUGACAACUACCAGUCCAGCGCCCCCAAGGCCACCGUCUCCUACGACAAUGCCGGUCUUUUGGGCAUCACGGUCAAGUCGAACAAGAGUUUGAUCGGCAGCGGCAGCACUGGUAUUAUCAAGGGCAAGGGACUGAGAAUUGUCUCGGGCGCUUCCAACAUUAUCAUCCAGAACAUCCACAUUACCGACCUCAACCCUCACUACGUCUGGGGUGGUGAUGCCAUUACUCUGGAUGGCACUGACAUGGUCUGGAUCGACCACGUCAAGACCUCCCUCAUCGGCCGUCAGCACAUUGUCCUUGGCAACUCGGCCUCCAACCGCGUGACCAUUUCCAACAGCGAGAUUGACGGUAGCUCCACCUGGUCGGCCACUUGCGAUGCCAACCACUACUGGGCUCUGUACUUUACUGGCUCGGGCGACAUGGUCACCUUCAAGAACAACUACAUCCACCACACCUCCGGCCGUGGCCCCAAGGUCGCCGGCAACACCCUGCUGCACGCCGUCAACAACUACUGGUACUCGUCCUCCGACCACGCCUUUGAGGUCGACUCGGGCGCCAUGAUCUUGGCCGAGGGCAACGUGUUCCAGAACAUCCCCACGCCCGUCCUGACCGACAUUGAGGGCCAGCUCUUUACCGCCCCCGACACCACCACCAACGCCGUCUGCUCCACCUACCUCGGCCGCGCCUGUGUCGCCAACGCCUUUGGCAGCUCGGGCACCUUUUCCUCGUCUGACACGGCCUUCCUGUCCAACUUCAAGGGCAAGAACAUUGCUAGCGCUAGCACCGCUUCGGCCGCCAAGUCCGUCGCCAGCAGCGCUGGUUUCGGAAAGCUCUAA